Messenger RNA from Echinococcus granulosus, 738 nucleotides. Its product is annotated as eRF1 methyltransferase catalytic subunit mtq2. The coding region runs from base 1 to 738 and encodes 245 amino acids. Gene Ontology annotation, molecular function: nucleic acid binding; S-adenosylmethionine-dependent methyltransferase activity; protein methyltransferase activity. Gene Ontology annotation, cellular component: eRF1 methyltransferase complex. Gene Ontology annotation, biological process: methylation. Lineage: Eukaryota; Metazoa; Platyhelminthes; Cestoda; Cyclophyllidea; Taeniidae. The transcript is spliced from 2 exons. The record is from RefSeq and is a predicted model, not a curated record.
AUGCUGCCUUUAGACCGCGCAUUUCCCACUCCUGAUACGGAUGUUCUUAGACAUCCCUGUUUUGCUGAGGUAUAUCCUCCUUCCGAGGACUCAUUCCUCUUCCUUGACGCUUUAGAGGCGGAUAAAGAUUUUAUCAAGAGGCGAUUAAGGCCAGUUUUGUCGAUUGAAGUUGGCUCUGGUUCUGGUAUAAUAUCAACUUUCCUCUCAAGCAUAGUUGAUUGCCCAUGUUCGUUCAUAUGCAUUGAUAUAUCAAAUCAGGUUAGAAGGUUCUCAUGCUAUAUUUUUCAGGCUUGUGUAGCGACGAAGCAAGUGUUUCGUGGAAGCACGUCGUGUUAUCCUCUCGACGCUAUAUGUUGUGAUCUACUUUCCUCCAUUCGAACAUCAUCUCAAGGGUUUGCUGAUAUAGUACUUUUUAAUCCUCCAUACGUGCCUACGGAAGGUGAUGAGUUAUUGGGUUCAAAGUCAACUAUAUCAGCUGCAUGGGCGGGCGGAUUUAGAGGCAGGCAGGUUACGGAGAGGUUCAUUCAACAGGUCACGCCGAUUCUAGCCAGAUCUGGUGUACUUUACAUCCUCCUUCUUCUACAAAACGAACCUGAAUUGGUAUCAAAACUAAUUUGCGAUGCAUCUAACGGUCGCCUCUCAAGGUCGGUGUGUAUACUUCAACGGCGAUGUUGGAACGAACAACUUUUUGUGUAUCGAUAUUACGAUCCUCUGUUCUAUCUCGAUUCUGAUGAAUAA